AUGGGCUCCUCCAUAAUUAACAUUCAACGCGACAUUAUACUGAAAACCAUUCGCAAUGCCGGUGGCCACGAUUGGAAAGUCUUGGUGGUGGAUGAGACCAGUAGGAAACUGGUGGAGAGCGCUGUGAAGGAGGAGGAAAUUCUCAACCUCAAUGUCUCUAAUGUCGAACAGCUCGAACACCGGCGACCGUUCAAUGCCGACAUGGACGCUCUUUACAUCAUUUCCCCUGAAUCAUAUGUGGUCGACUGUUUGAUGGCAGACUUCGAGGUUGGGCGAUACAGAAGGGCCUUCUUGGUGUGGACUUCAUUCCUCGAUCCGCAACAAAAAGCUCGAAUUGAUCGGUCUCAGAUGGCGCGGGAUCGCAUUGCGGACUUUCAAAUUAUGAACAUCAAUUUCUACCCCCGAGAAUCCCACCUAGUCACAUUUCAAGAUCCGUGGAGCUUCCCAGUGCUCUACCACCCCGGCUGCAACAACUUGAUUCGGCAGCACCUGGAGGACUUGGCCCAAAAGGUCGUUUCUCUUUGUGCAUCCCUGGGCGAGUACCCUCUGAUUCGGUACUAUCGGCCCAAAGCUCCCACCCAUGAAGCUGGAGUGAUGUGCGCCCACCUGGCGCGCUUUGUUCAAACCGAAUUGGAUCAAUUCAAAAAUUCCCAGAGGGGAUUCCCUCCCCCAACAAACCGUCCCCGAGGUGUCUUGCUCAUUGUAGACCGUUCUAUGGACUUGUACGCACCACUCCUCCACGAAUUCACAUAUCAGGCCAUGGUCCACGAUCUACUGCCUGUCAAUGAUGGAGACAAGGUGACCUACAAAACUGUGAUAAACAAAGGAGGCCGGAACGAGGAGGUCAAGGAGAUGAAUAUCGGAGAACAUGAUCGAGUGUGGGUGGACUACCGUCAUAUGCAUAUGAAAGAUGUGCUUGGAAAAUUGGGCGAGGACUUUGCCAAAUUCCGAGCAGCGAACCCUCAGUUUGGCGAUGAUAACGACAAACAGAAUGUCAACACCAUCAAGGAGAUGUUGGGUGGACUGACAGAAUUCCAAGAGGGAAAGGAUGCCUACGCACUUCACCUCACGAUGGCGGAAGAGUGUAUGAAAUUCUUCCAAUCCCGCAAGCUUUUGGAAGUGAGUUCCAUCGAGCAGUCCUUCGCCACGGGUCUGGAUGAAAAUCACAAAAAGGCAAAGAACCUAGCAGCACAGCUCGUCCAACUCCUGGACGACGACUCGGUCGUACCCGCAGAUCGGCUCCGACUCCUGCUUCUGUACAUCAUAUACCGUGGCGGGCUCCUCGGCGGCGACAUUCGCAAACUAAUGGCACACGCAAACCUUCCACCGCAAGACGGCGAGAUCAUCGCCAACCUCGAACUCCUCGGCGUCCGCGUAGAAAAGCCUCUCAAAGAUGAAAAGCCGCCAGUGCAACCUCUAUUCAAACAGCGAGCUCCAAGCACCGAAUCCGAAGAAUUGAGUCUAAGCCGCUACGAGCUGGCCAUCAAGCAAAUGCUCGAAGAGCAAAUCCAAGGCACCCUCGACCAAACCUCUUUCCCCUUCACACGGCCGCACACCGAGACCGACGGCGUCAUGGCCGCUCAAGAAAUGCUAUCCCAGCAGGCCUCACUGCGCAGCGCAAAGCCUACCUGGGCACGCACAAGAUCCGUCGACCAGCCGCGCCAGCGCAUCGUCGUCUUCAUGGCCGGCGGAGCAACCUACGGCGAGUCACGCGCCUGCUACGAAGUCUCAGCCUCAUACAACCGCGACGUCUACCUCGCCACAACACACAUGCUGACGCCAGGCCUGUUCCUCCGCCAGUUAGGCGAUCUAGGCGUCGACAGACGGCGUCUGAAUCUCCCAUCCGACCGGCCCAAACCCACUGCCCCAGCGCAUCUGUUCGAGCGCGAGAAACCGCCUUCGCCGGCUGCUCCACCGCCUCAGAAGAAGCCUGUUUCCACGGCUCACCUCAACCCUCCUGCGCCGCCGGAGGCGUUGAUGGCUGGUAUGUCCAUACGCUCGAAUGGGAGUGGAAGUAGUCCUUCCUCUGGUAGUGGGAAACUUGAGAAGAAAGACAAAGAGAAGAAAGACAAAGAAAAGAAGGAGAAGAAGGAGAAGAAAUAUCGGUUCUUCAAGUAG
Messenger RNA from Penicillium soppii, 2118 nucleotides. Its product is annotated as Sec1 family protein. The transcript has 7 exons. NCBI's taxonomy places the organism in Eukaryota, Fungi, Ascomycota, Eurotiomycetes, Eurotiales, Aspergillaceae. Gene Ontology annotation, cellular component: plasma membrane; secretory granule. Gene Ontology annotation, molecular function: syntaxin binding. Bases 1 to 2118 code for a protein of 705 amino acids. Gene Ontology annotation, biological process: intracellular protein transport; vesicle-mediated transport. The record is from RefSeq and is a predicted model, not a curated record.